AUGAUUGUGAUGUUGACAGAACAAGCUGCAGAGCUGCAGAAACUGAAAAAUCAGAAAGGCACACAGGUGGCGUUCUCCGUCGCUCUGGUGACUUCAGGUUCAGAGACUAAGGGACCGUUUUCACACCCCACCACGCUGAUCUUCAAACACGUCCAGACCAACAUCAGAGAUGGCUACAACAAACACACAGGUGUUUUCACCGCACCGGUGAAAGGAGCGUACCACUUUGAGUGGCAAAUCGGUGUACAUGGAGACGACAAACAUCCCGCCUGUGCUGUCCUCAUCAAGAACUCGGAGGGCAUCUUCUCGACGUAUGAGAGGCAGAAGGCCUAUUUCGGGAUGGCUUCCAACAGUGUCACGCUGCUCCUGGAGGUCAGACAUUCCGUGUUUCUGCGACUGUGUCGUAAUUCGAAGGUGUUCGACGAUGUGAAUCACUACAGCACAUUCAGCGGUCAUCUGCUUUUCCCCAUGUGA
Molecule: messenger RNA, 474 nt
Organism: Centropristis striata (black sea bass)
Lineage: Eukaryota; Metazoa; Chordata; Actinopteri; Perciformes; Serranidae
Product: complement C1q-like protein 2
Exons: 4
Coding region: 1-474 (157 amino acids)
Molecular function (GO): protein binding
Source: RefSeq, a predicted model, not a curated record